Hevea brasiliensis (rubber tree) is the source of this 3054-nucleotide messenger RNA. RefSeq names its product receptor-like protein EIX1. Gene Ontology annotation, molecular function: protein binding. Lineage: Eukaryota; Viridiplantae; Streptophyta; Magnoliopsida; Malpighiales; Euphorbiaceae. The record is from RefSeq and is a predicted model, not a curated record.
CAUUUUCCGCUAACUCCCAUUUUAAUAAUUUGAAAUUAUUUGGCCAUUCAACAUGCAACAUAGAUAUUUUCCACUAGUUCCCAUUUUCCACUAUAUAAAUUGAAUUGUAGAUUCAAUUUCACUGCAAAAGAAAUCUUGCAGUAUGGAUACCAAUAGCACCUUCAAUUCAACUCGUCAUCUCAUUUUUCACUUUCUUCUCAUUUUUUGUUUCUCUUCACAUAUGGAGAACAUUAAGCUCUGUUUGAGUGAUGGGAAUCUCAAUGUUAAUUGCAUAGACACUGAGAGAGAAGCACUUCUUGACUUUAAGAAAGGCCUCACUGAUCCUUCUGAUAGACUUUCCUCUUGGAGUUGGGAGGGAAAUGAUUGCUGCAAGUGGAAUGGGAUCAUAUGCAACAAUCAAACUGGUCAUGUCACCAUUCUCAAUCUUCGAAAUCCUUACCCAUUGAUCAAUGGCGGAGUUGGUGACCAAGCAGCUUAUGAGAGAUCGUGUUUGGGAGGUAAGAUUAGCCCUUCCUUAAGUCGUUUAGAAUAUUUGACCCAUUUAGAUAUGAGCUUUAACGAUUUUAGAGGUGCUCAAAUUCCUGAUUAUCUGGGGUUCAAAAAGUUGAGAUGUCUUAACCUCUCUUUCUCAUCAUUUGCUGGUGAUAUCCCAUCUCAAUUGGGGAACCUGUCAAGUUUGCUCUAUCUUGACCUCUACGCAGAUUCAUACAGCAACACAGGCUCCUGGGAGCUACAUGCAGAUGAUUUGCAUUGGCUUUCAGGUCUUUCCUCUUUAAAGUACCUAAACCUGGGAUUAGUUAAGCUUAAAGGAGUGGGAGCAGACUGGCUUCAAGCUGUUAAUAUGCUUCCUUCCCUGGUGGAGAUACACUUGCAUUAUUGUGAACUUGAAGGUCUUCCAUAUUCGUUGCCUUCCAUUAACUUCACAUCCCUUUCAGUCCUUGAUUUAUCAGAUAACUCUUUCAAUUCUAAAAUUCCUCAAUGGUUGUUCAAUCUUACUGCCCUCACAAAAGUUUAUCUGGUGUGGAACUUUUUUAAUGGUCCCAUUCCUACUGAAUUUUCUAGACUGAAAUCUCUGGAAGUCCUUGAUUUGUCAAACAAUUUGGAUCUGGGAGGUCAAAUUCCCAGUAUUUUUGGGAAUCUCAGAAAGCUAAAGAUCUUGGAUCUUUCUGCUAAUGGUUUAACUGGUGAAAUUCAUGAGUUUUUGGGUGGUUUCUCCGAAAAUCCAAGCAACAGCUUAGUGUCACUGUAUUUAAACUCUAAUUCACUGGAAGGGGAGCUGCCUGAAUCAUUAGGAGUGCUUAAGAAUUUGCAACAUCUUAAACUUUCUGGCAACUCUUUCUUGGGUUCCAUUCCAACAUCUAUACGAAAGUUGUCAUCCUUGAAGGUAUUGGACCUGUCCUAUAACAAUAUGAAUGGGACAAUUCCAGAGAGUUUUGGCCUACUAUCAAAGCUAGUGGAUGUAGAUCUCGUGGAAAAUUCCUGGGAAGGAAUUCUGGAAGAAACCCACUUGAUUAAUCUCAAUAGCCUGGAAAAUAUCCAUCUCACAACAGCUAGGUCCUUGGUUUUCAAUGUGUCAUCUAAGUGGAUCCCUCCCUUCAGGCUUAAAUCCAUCCAACUUGAGAACUGCCUAGUAGGUCCUUUCUUUCCUAUGUGGCUGCAAGUCCAGAAUGAACUUACAUCUGUCACUCUAAGAAAAGUUGGAAUCUCAGAUACCAUUCCAGAGGAAUGGUUUUCAAAACUCUCCUCAAUCACCCACAUGGUUUUAUCAAAUAACCAAAUCAAGGGAAAUUUGCCAAACCAAUUGAAAACUCCAAAUUUAAGGUUUAUUGAUUUGAGCUCUAACCGCUUUGGGGGGCCUCUUCCACUUUGGUCUGCUAAUGCAACUGCUCUCCAGGGCAACUUAUUUUCAGGUUCCAUACCUGAAAACAUAGGUGGCCUAAUGCCAAGGCUGGAAAAGUUGUAUGCUUUUUCGAACCAUCUUACUGGUAGAAUUCCAUCAUCAUUGUGUGAUAUAGGAGGUCUGCAAGUUCUUUCGCUUAGGAACAAUCAGAUUUCAGGAGAACUUCCCAACUGUUGGCAUCAACUAAUGUUCUGGGCUAUUGAUGUGUCAAACAAUACUUUAACAGGCCAAAUUCCAAGUUCCUUUGGUCUCCUAUCUUCCCUCAAUGUUCUGUUGUUGAGCAACAAUAAUCUUGAUGGAGAAAUUCCUUCUUCCCUGCAAAAUUGCUCUGGACUAACAAGCAUUGAUCUUCGAGGGAAUAAGCUUUCAGGGAGCCUACCUUCAUGGAUUGGACAAAGGUUAUCUUCCUUGUUCAUGCUGCAACUUCUAUCAAACUCUCUUAGGGGUCCAAUCCCGCAACAAUUAUGUCAUCCUCCAAAUCUUCACAUCUUAGAUCUUUCAGGGAACAGAUUUUCAGGGGAUAUUCCGAAUUGCAUUGGCAAUCUCACAGUCUUGGUCUCUGGUAAAAACAGUGAGGUGUUCUUACAGCUACUAUAUGUUGCAAUGAAAGGUAGAACCCUCGAGUAUAGCAACAUUGUUGCAGCUGUCAAUGGGAUUGACCUUUCUGGAAAUAAUCUAACUGGAGGAAUUCCUGAUGAGUUAACAAACCUCGUGGCAUUGCGAACCUUGAACCUGUCAAGAAAUCAGCUAAGUGGAAAUAUUACUAAGAAGAUUGGAGAUCUUCAGAACUUGGAAACACUUGAUCUGUCACACAACCAUCUUUCCGGGUCCAUUCCUGUAAGCCUGGCUUCUUUGAAUUCGUUGGUGCAUUUAAACUUAUCAUACAACAACUUGGAAGGAAAAAUCCCAGCAGGGCUCCAAAAAUUCAACGAUCCAUCAGUAUUUAUGGGGAAUCCAUCAUUAUGUGGAGUCCCUCUUCCAAAUAAAUGCCCGGGAGGUGACAGGAUCUUGUAGAUCAAUCGCUGCUGCUAUUACAGGAGCCAAUGAAGAAGAAAAUGAUCCUGAAAUAGUUAAUUUUCUAUUUCAGUUCCUUCUCCUUUCUCGUUUGCAAAAGAAAAUUAAUAAUAAUAAUAAAUUGAAGGUUGUGUACUAAA